Mercurialis annua (annual mercury) is the source of this 844-nucleotide messenger RNA. RefSeq names its product caltractin. Bases 156 to 680 code for a protein of 174 amino acids. NCBI's taxonomy places the organism in Eukaryota, Viridiplantae, Streptophyta, Magnoliopsida, Malpighiales, Euphorbiaceae. The transcript is spliced from 7 exons. Gene Ontology annotation, molecular function: calcium ion binding. The record is from RefSeq and is a predicted model, not a curated record. Gene Ontology annotation, cellular component: centriole; centrosome. Gene Ontology annotation, biological process: mitotic cell cycle; centriole replication.
AUAUGGAAAAUUUUAUUUUUAUAAAAUAAGAAAAGGAAAGAAAAUUUAGAGACUUUUCGCCAGCUUCUUUCUCAUCAAUUUUCAAAACUCAAUUCACCUGUUCAACGGUUUCUGCAUUCACCUGUUCGAUUUCUUAGUUUAUUCACUCAAAUUCUAUGGCAAGUCUUUAUAGAGGAGUAUCGAGAGGAGUAUCGAGGAAAGAAAUUAAACCUAGAGGGCGUCAUCAUGGAUUAAGUCAACAGAAGCGGCAAGAAAUUAAGGAAGCGUUUGAGUUGUUCGACACUGAUGGCUCAGGUACAAUUGACGCCAAAGAGCUGAAUGUUGCCAUGAGGGCGCUUGGGUUCGAAAUGACAGAAGAGCAAAUUGCUCAAAUGAUUGCAGAUGUGGAUAAGGAUGGCAGUGGUGCGAUCGACUUUGAUGAAUUUGUCCACAUGAUGACAGCGAAGAUUGGAGAAAGGGACACGAAGGAGGAGCUCAUGAAAGCAUUCCGCAUCAUUGACCAAGAUAACAAUGGAAAGAUCUCUGUUGAUGAUAUUAAACGAAUAGCAAAGGAUCUGGGUGAGAACUUCAGUGACAGAGAGAUUAGAGAGAUGAUUGAGGAAGCGGAUCGAGAUCACGACGGAGAAGUGAAUGUUGAGGAGUUUAUCAGGAUGAUGAAGAGGACAGCGUAUGGUAACUAAAACCACAGCCAGUCAUGUGCAGAGAAUUGGUUCAAGCAUCUAUUUGUAGUAUAUUAGUAUGUUUGUAGAACUCUAUACUGAUACAUUGCUGUAGAACCAGGGUUAUGUGAAAACUUGUUGCGUUUAUUAUUGUUAUUAUUAGUAUUAUCAUUUUCUUGGUCAAA